Messenger RNA from Drosophila serrata, 759 nucleotides. RefSeq lists its product as uncharacterized. NCBI's taxonomy places the organism in Eukaryota, Metazoa, Arthropoda, Insecta, Diptera, Drosophilidae. The record is from RefSeq and is a predicted model, not a curated record.
AUGAAGUGGCUCGCACCAAUUAUCCUUUGCCUUUGGGCAUUAAAUCUCGACCAGAUCGAGGGAAGACAGAUCCGGAUUAAUCGUUAUGCGGUCAGUGUGCAGGAGGAUCAAGCAGCGCCAGAGGUGAAGGCAGCUCCCUAUCCUGCCGCUGGUUACCGCCCUCAAGGUCGCUCCUUCUGGCUGCCGGGAGAGGUUGAAGUUGAAGUGCAGGAAGUUCCCGUAGAGGGUUCAGGCUUGGGAUCCGAUCAGCUAACCACCACCACGGAACUGCCAGCAGAUGAUCUCUCCACCAGCACCACGGAAUCGGACUUGAGCACCACCACCAACUGGGAUUCCCUCGACACCACCACAACUCCUCCACCGGCUUUUGAGUUACGUUCGGGACGUGCCUUCGAGAAGGCUCCCUAUCCUCCAGCUGGCUAUCGUCCAAGUCGAGCUUUCCGACUGCCCACUGAGCAGGAUCCAGAGGAACAGCAGCAGAUCGCAGAUUCCCUUAAAAACAACUCUACUGGCAGCAAUGCGGAUCAUCCCGUGUGCGGGGUCAGCACCGAUCCCCUGAAGCCCACGCCUCAGCCAGGAUCCACGGAUGAACCCGAUGCGGAGAGUGUGGUGUUCACCGCCAAUCUGGGCCCUGCGGUUGUGGUGGCCAGAGCUCCAUCCUCCAUUCCUGUGGCCAUUCCUCUGCGUUCGCAGCCACUGUUGCAGGCAUCAAGGCAAAGAGGAUUCGUGUACACCACACAUGUGGAGCAGCGCUGGUGA